AAAAAAUGUCGCUCUCAGGAACAUCAGUCCGGAAGUUAGGAAGUCAACUUCGCCAAUGCAAGCAAAGUCGCAGUAGAUAAACAGUAGAAGUAGAGUAGGGUUUUUCACGGGAUUUCGGACGGUAGUAGCAAAGGACAUUUGCCGACUGGCUCUCAGCGAUGGACAAGCUUCGUCGUGUGCUCAGCGGUCAGGAGGAAAAUGAAGAGCUGGGUCUCACUGCACAGAUCCUUGAUGCCUCCACUCUCAGCUACAGUACCAGGGUCAAAUGGUUUGUGAUAUGUUUUGCUGGAGGCAUCCUGUGUUCAAUUAUGGGUACAGCACUACUGUUUCUUCCCAAUGGACUCAAGCUCUUUGCUGUCUUCUACACGCUAGGGAACAUCGCAGCACUCGCCAGCACCUGUUUCCUAAUGGGACCAUUAAAACAGUUGAAACGCAUGUUCGAGCCAACAAGACUGAUAGCGACCAUUGUUAUGCUGCUCUGCCUUGUCUUGACACUUUGUGCAGUGUUUUGGUGGCAUAAAAAGGGACUGGCCAUCAUCUUCUGUAUCCUGCAGUUCUUGGCAAUGACAUGGUAUAGCAUCUCUUACAUUCCCUUUGCCAGGGAUGCUGUGAUGAAGUGCUUCACUACCUGUGUGAGUUAGGAUCCCUGUGCACAAUUUCAUGUGACGACCGGUCCUAAUAUGCAAACUGCAAGCACAGUUGCUCUGUAAAAUACUUAAAUAUAUUGUUUAUAUGCUAAAUCAUAAAAUUUAUACACUAUAUCUCUAAAUUCUUAGCAGUGAUGUUGUUUCAUACUGUGAAUCCUCACUUUUGUCAUUAACCCUAGAUAAAACUCUGCAGGUAAAAUCAUGUUGCAGCAAAAUCCUCAGUUUAUUGCUUUUGGUGUGAGAGAGAUGAGUGCUUUUUCUGCUUUGUAUAUUUAAAAAUAUUUCCAAAUUUUCUUGAGCGUUUUAUACCACAUAAGUGCAGGGAAAUUACUUUGAACUUUACUAUGCAGUGCCUGUAAAACAAUACAAGUGCUUUACUGUAUUUUUUUUUAAACUGUGUUAAAGGUUACAUGAAAAGAUUUAUCAGCAUUUUGACCAACCAUAUCUUUACAUCUUUAACAGUGUGAGAUUGUAUUGUAUUGCAUUUUUUUUACCUUCUCUGGUUUCUAAGCUGUGUUCUCCUAGCUUCUUACAUACAAGCACAUUUGGAUGAACUGGUAUUAUUAAAACACAUUGUCUCUGUCUUCCAUUUGUUCAAUGCAGUCGUGUGUAAAGAGCUUCUCAGAU
Messenger RNA from Myripristis murdjan (pinecone soldierfish), 1274 nucleotides. RefSeq names its product SFT2 domain containing 1 (gene sft2d1). NCBI's taxonomy places the organism in Eukaryota, Metazoa, Chordata, Actinopteri, Holocentriformes, Holocentridae. Gene Ontology annotation, cellular component: membrane. Bases 159 to 641 code for a protein of 160 amino acids. The transcript has 8 exons. Gene Ontology annotation, biological process: vesicle-mediated transport. The record is from RefSeq and is a predicted model, not a curated record.